AAAAAACCCCCUUAUCCUCAACCCAACCAUGUUCUUGACCUAAUCCUAAAGUCUAUACUUAACCAUGGUUACUUAAUGAUGGAAGCUAUAAAUAAGGAUAUGACCAUCUCUCAUGCCCUAAUUAUUCCCUAUUUUACACCCACAAAGGGGGAAAAAGAAAAGAAAACGGGAGAAUAGGGAGAGGGUAGAGAAAAAGGCCAAAUCCAACUCAAUGGGCGGUCAAGGCGGUCACUUGAGGUGUGUCCUUAGGAACCCACCACCAAAGGGAAAAAAAAAAUACUGGUAAGUCUCUGCCUCUCUUCUCUCGUCUUUACUUGUAGAAAAAUACGCAUUGAUUCAGUGUAUCGAGAUUUUGAAGCUGAGGGGUCUGCGUCUGUUCAAAACCUUAAUUAUGGCCCUAACCUAACAAACAAAACCCCUCUUUUCUCUCACGUAUAAAAUCUGCAAUUAAAUAAAAUGCGGGAACGACUACAUUUUUUCAUGGGUUUCAAAACCCUAGAUCAGUUAUUUUCCCGCCAAAAAGCCCUCUUGGAGGAUGGGAAGCCUGGAACUGUUUCGUUAAUCGGAGUCUCUCUCUCCAUCUAAGAAUCUAAAAUUUGAGCUGCUCACUUUUUUUUUUUUUUGGUUUAGGUAAAUGUAAUGUAUGGUUGUGUUUUGAAAAAUAAGCAAAUCCAAGGUUACCAGAGUUGGUUGUUAUAGGUUUUGAAAUCGCAAUACAUGGCAGGAUGGUCGGCGAUAGCUGAUGGUUCUGCUCGAGAUUGUGCCAAAACCCCAGAAAGAAGGCUUCUGCUAAACGGGGUGUUGGUCGAUCUGGAGCCGCCUUCUUCUGGGUCUGUCUCGGAGGUCCACGUUGAUAAGGCUAAGCUUCGAAAGCUGUUUGACCGAAUUCUUCCGUCUUUUCUCAAGAGGAUAGGUGCUCCACAUGCAUUUUGGCCUCUCCCUCCUUUGCUUGGAGAUGGACAUACCGUGGAUUUGUUUAGACUCUUCGUGGUUGUGAUAAAGAAGGGUGGAUAUGAUGCAGUUUCGGAAAAUGGUUUGUGGGGUUUGGUGGCCAAAGAGUCUGGAUUAUGCCUAAGCGUUGCCUCUGCUGUGAAACUGGUGUAUAUCAAGUAUUUAGAUCCGCUACAGAGGCUGUUAGAUGUCUUUGUUGAAAAUAAUAUCUCUAAGGGAAAAUUGAGUAACACUGCCUCAAAUUUGGAUGGUUUUCUUAUGGAUCUAGGGGGUGAGUUUAGGGAGUUCCUUUCCGAGAUUACUGGUUCAAAGAAAAAAGAUGAGGGAUCUCUGAAUUCAGGUACAGAGGUGGACUUAGAUGGAUGUGGUAAAAGUUCCCAUGACGAGGAAUAUAUACAUAUUGAUUCUAGGAAUAGUAUCAAGGAGUUUUUGGAAGCUACAAAACUGGGAAGUGAUGACGAGGUAAAGAGCACAGUAGUGGAUUCAGAUGGGGACAAGAAACGUCUUAUUGUUGGGGAAACUCCAUUUUCAGAUUCAUCAAAAAGUGGGUUCAAUUUGUCGGAUUUCAGUAAAGUACCCAAUGAAACGAAGAGUGUCGUGAAUGAGUCAGAUGGAAGUGAUGACGAUGUUGUGAUAUUGGAUUCAGAUGGGGACAAGAAAUGUCUUAUUGUUGGGGAAACUCCAUUUUCAGAUUCAUCAAAAAGUGGGUUCAAUUUGUCGAAUUUCAGUAAAGUAUCCAAUGAAACGAAGAGUGUGGUGAAUGACUCACAUGGAAGUGAUGACGAUGUUGUGAUAUUGGAUCCUGAUGACACAAAGGAAAAAAUCUUUGGUCGUAAGAGGAAGCGAAUAUCUCUUUGGCCGAUGCUGCAAUGGCUUAUUAGGGUUGCUAAGGAUCCAUGCGCUCCUGUUGUUGGUUCACUACCAGAAUGUUCAGGAUGGGAGUCAUAUGGUAAAGAGGAGUUAUGGAAGCAGGUGUUGUCUGCUCGAGAAGCAUUGUUUCUGAAAAUGACGCUUGAUUCCACUAUAGUUUCUACUAAUUGUGUUCGCACUUUGCAGAAAAAUCAAAAGAUGCAUCCUUCCUUGUAUGAUGAUCACAGUGGCUCAAAUUACAAUCUGCGAGACAGGUUAAGCUGUAGGAGGGAUCUUCCUUCUGGAAAAGCAUUGUCCAACACCCAACCUUAUUCACAAUCUUCCUCACCUGAUUUUGAUACAGGUCGGAGUUGUGGCAGUGCAAGGAUGGAAAAUCAUGGUGAAAAAGAGACAAAUAGAAGGAAAAAAUCCGUAUUUGACUAUACUGAAAUUGACCAAGUUCUUUUGGGUUCAAAUUUUCAAGUGGAAGUGCCAGAAUGGACUGGUGUGGCUUCUGAAAGUGACCCAAAAUGGUUGGGGACCCGAAUUUGGCCAUUAAAAGAAAAGCGGAUGAUUCUUAUUGAAAGGGAUCGAAUUGGUAAAGGAAGGUUAGGUUCAUGUGGUUGUCAAGUCCAAGAUUCCAUUGAGCGUGUCAGAUUUCACGUAGCUGAGAAAAGGCUGAGGGUGAAGCUUGAAUUGGGGUCGGCUUUCUAUGAUUGGAAUAUUGACAAGAUGGGUGAAACAGUUGCACUGUCUUGGACAAAGGAAGAAGAGAAGAAUUUCAAAGCAAUAGUGGGCUCAGAUCCUCCUAGUCAUUGCUUUCGAGACCAGGUGUUCGAGUCUUUUCGUAGGAAGAACAGGCAAUUCGUGGUUAGCUACUACUUCAAUGCCGUUCUUUUGCAGCGCAGAGCUCAUCAGAACAGGUUUACUCCAAAUUACAUUAACAGUGACGAGGAUGAAGCAGAAUCUGAAUCUGAAUCGAUAAGUGAUCCUAUUAAGAAUGGAACUAUCAAGAAACCAAGCUCACUCCUAUGUUCCCCAGGAAAAGCACAUAAGAAAUCAAGGCAUUGACCUGCUGGUUAUUAUACAGGAACCUCUUCUUUGAGAUAGAUAAAAAAAAAAAUUGCAUUUUUUGUGGUCUGCUCUUUUACUAUUUGCGAAAGAAUUUAUCCUUCUCGUGGUUUAUGAGCAGAGAAUGUUUUGGCCUUCGGAAUAGAAGCUUUGCUGGAGGUUGUCCGCUAUUUGUAUUAAGAGCACUUAUUGGAAUGCAGCUUUAACGCUGUUCAAGCACGUCGAGAUGCAGGCUCUUGGUUUCUGCCAUGUUCUUCCUCUUCAAUCUUCUUGAAUCCCAACAAUCCAAUAUCAUUGGCCUCUUUUGUGCAGUUCGCAGGGAUACUAAAUAUGUUCAAAGGGAUAGCAAAAAUGCUCUAGAAUUUAUUUUUUAAUUCUGUUUGAUCAUAGUUCAUGGACAUACUAUUACAAGGGUUUCUGAAAAUGGAAUGAAAUUUUUUUUUUGCUUGCUCACUUGCACUUAGAUCUGCACUAUUUGAAAGGAAAAAAUAAAAAAUGAUAUGUUCUGGAUCA
Molecule: messenger RNA, 3384 nt
Organism: Tripterygium wilfordii
Lineage: Eukaryota; Viridiplantae; Streptophyta; Magnoliopsida; Celastrales; Celastraceae
Product: AT-rich interactive domain-containing protein 1-like
Exons: 3
Coding region: 718-2871 (717 amino acids)
Molecular function (GO): DNA binding
Source: RefSeq, a predicted model, not a curated record